Messenger RNA from Cucurbita pepo subsp. pepo (vegetable marrow), 894 nucleotides. Its product is annotated as xyloglucan endotransglucosylase/hydrolase protein 20-like. The record is from RefSeq and is a predicted model, not a curated record. Gene Ontology annotation, biological process: cell wall biogenesis; xyloglucan metabolic process. Gene Ontology annotation, cellular component: apoplast; cell wall. Lineage: Eukaryota; Viridiplantae; Streptophyta; Magnoliopsida; Cucurbitales; Cucurbitaceae. Gene Ontology annotation, molecular function: xyloglucan:xyloglucosyl transferase activity; hydrolase activity, hydrolyzing O-glycosyl compounds.
AUGAAACAUGAAUUAUCUUCUUCUUAUUCGACGUCGUCGUCAAAUACUUUGGCACGCCUUCUAUUUGCUUACAUUUUGUUGUGUUCGUGGCAUGCUUCGUAUGGCAAUGACUUAUCAACGUCGAUCGACAUCAGCUGGGGGGACGGGCGAGGCAAGAUGGUCAACAAUAAUGAGCUUGUGAUUCUCAGCUUGGAUAACUACUCAGGCUCGGGGUUUCAAUCGAAGAACGAGUACUCAUAUGCUAAGCUAGGAAUGGAAAUGAAGCUUGUUGCUGGGAACUCAGCGGGGACCGUGACUACAUUGUUUCUAUCUUCACAAGGGGAUUACCAUGAUGAGAUAGACAUUGAAUUCUUGGGAAAUACAAGUGGAAAUCCUUACGUUCUUCACACCAAUGUGUUUAGCCAAGGAGUUGGCAAUAGGGAGAUGCAAUUCUACCCCUGGUUUGAUCCUACCACCGAUUUUCACACUUACACCAUUCUUUGGAAUCACCGACACAUUGUUUUCUACUUAGAUGAGAUUCCCAUAAGAGAAUUCAAGAACUAUCAAGAUAAAGGAGUCCCAUACCCACAAUAUCAAGCCAUGAGACUAUAUGCAAGUCUAUGGGAUGCUGAUACUUGGGCCACGAGAGGUGGUCUUGAAAAGAAAGAUUGGAACCAAGCUCCCUUCAAGGCUUAUUACCAAAACAUGAGCGAAGAUGGGUGCUUUUGGCUCAAUGGAUACUCAUCUUGCACUCCCACUUCCAACUCAUGGCUUUGGGGUAAUUUUGAUUAUGAAUAUGCAAAGAAAGGCCAAAUGAAAUGGGCACAACAUAACUUCAUGAUCUAUAAUUAUUGUCAAGAUUCCAAGAGAUUCCCACAAGCCUUCCCUCUCGAGUGCUACCUCAGCAACUCCUAG